Meloidogyne enterolobii is the source of this 683-nucleotide messenger RNA. Lineage: Eukaryota; Metazoa; Nematoda; Chromadorea; Rhabditida; Meloidogynidae. The record is from the annotation of a GenBank genome assembly.
GAGGAAUGGAUGAAGGUUUGCGAGAAAGAACAACACUUGCAAUAACUUCCAGAAAAGCACUUCGUGGUGAUAAUAAUCCUAAUGAAGACAACAACAAUAAAAUUGCUGUAAAUGAAACAACAAAUGACCGCCCUUCAACACAACAAUCAUCAAAUAAUUCUGAUUUAUUAAUCUCUUGGCGUCGUAUUUUAAUGUUAAUAAUGGCAGUGACUGUGCAUAAUUUCCCAGAAGGUCUAGCUGUUGGUAUUGGAUUUGGCUCUAUUGGGAAAACACCCGCGGCUACAUUCGAAAAAGCUUUUAAUCUUGCACUUGGGAUUGGCUUACAAAAUUUUCCUGAAGGUUUUUUUAAUUUAAAAAUCAUUUCAAAAUUUUUAAUUUUCCUUGUAGGUCUAGCUGUUUCUUUACCACUUGCCAGUUUUGGAUAUUCACCUUUUCGUGCCUUUCUUUAUGGACAAUUAAGCGGUAUGGUAGAACCUUUAGCUGCAUUAUUAGGAUCUUCUGCUGUUCUUCUCAUGGAAGCCAUUCUUCCUUAUGCUUUAAGUUUUGCUGCUGGAGCUAUGAUUUAUGUGGUUUUUGACUCAAUUAUCCCAGAAGCUUGCUCACAUGGAAAUGGGAAAAUGGCUUCAGCAUCCGCGAUUAUUGGUUUUCUAGUCAUGAUGUGUUUAGACGUUGGAUUAAGUUAA